CUGCGUGGAAGGAGUUAGUUAUCCUAUGGCCUUAGGCGUAAUUAUUUUGACCGGACAUCCUAGCUUCAGCAGCGAUUCCGGCUGCCAGCUGUUCCGUCUGACAGUAAAGGUAGGAUAGGCUGGCCGGGGGAUGGCCUUCCGUCACUUGGCGUGAUUCUAUCAUAUCUAGUUACGAGACGGAGCGACAAUGAUGGAUUAUUUUCAUUGUGCGAUGGAUCAUGUUCCGUCAUCCGUAUAGGGAUGCCACGGAAUGCGUUUCCUGAGUGGGGGUUUUCCCUGAGCCACAGCCUGAGCUGUCAACCGUCCAAAGGCAGACGCUUAACCGCGGUUCCAACGUGUUCAAGGCUUUGGUUAGGGUGUUCGCCGGCUCCCUGGGAUCUGUGGCGGCCUUGCCCAGUGAGAUGCCCAUCUUCUUACACCGUCGCAAUGAUCUCCUGUGCGACGCUGACUGUUUGCUGUCGAGUCUCGUUCUGCUUUUUGAUUUGCGGUCAUCCUGUCCAAUGGAAGCGAGACGCCAGAAGGCUUCUAAACGGGUCUAACUGGAGCAAAGUCCUGUCAGGGCUGGAGGACUCUAAAGUAGCGAACGAUGGGCCCCAUCUCAGCCUAUUCCCAAACCAGACGCCCCGGCCCUUGCAUGUUGCUAUGUUUAGAGCAAGCCAUCAUCAUCACUAUCGUCCUUUCUCCGUGUUGUCCACUGCCAACCUUGCCAAGGGUCAUGCUGAGGCAGCUGAGCAGUAAGAGGGCGUCUCCAUUGUCCUACAGUUGUCCGAUCAGAUAGCCCCCUCCUUUCGUCCAACCACCAGAGGCCGCCACACGGUAUGACAUUGAGCCGGCGACACCAUUUGAACGUAUCCACGCCGUCGGUGGAGGACCUCCGCCGGUGUUUGGGAUGCGGAGUUGGACGCUGGAGAGAGCUCGAGAGCGAAAGAGGACCCUUUUUCUGUCGAGUAACUAUAACUAGUCCCUCAUUAUUAUUAUUAUUAUUAUUAUUAGCGAUGGGCUACGGCCGUCAGAGAGGAGUCAUGUAGUGGUCUCUCGG
Paecilomyces variotii is the source of this 1039-nucleotide messenger RNA. RefSeq lists its product as hypothetical. NCBI's taxonomy places the organism in Eukaryota, Fungi, Ascomycota, Eurotiomycetes, Eurotiales, Thermoascaceae. Bases 241 to 738 code for a protein of 165 amino acids. The record is from RefSeq and is a predicted model, not a curated record. The transcript has a single exon.